ACAGGUUGCUAACUUGUGACUCUGACUGGAUUCCAGCUGGGAGGGAGAGAGAGAGGGAGGGAGGGGGGUGUCUUCUUCUUUUUCCCUUUUAAAUAAAUUGAAAGCACUUUAGCUGAGUCUCAGAGGAUCAGCACUUCCCCUCACCACCAGCAGCCUAACAGACCCAAACCCGCUUACCUGGCGUCAGCUCGCUCACAUCUAAUGACAGCUGCAGAGGAAAAUAUCGAUUAUCUUUUUACAGAAUAAUAAGUGUGCGUGUGUGAGAUGGAUGCAGUGCGCAUCUAUGUGAAUGAAUUUUAUAGACAUAAAUUAUGCAUUUCUAAAUCAAACUCAAAUUGAAUAUUUACGGUCGAUAAAGUCUCUGAGUGGUCUCAGAGCAACUGGUCUUUAAUUGCCUUUAUAACAGAUUUAAACUGAAAAGCCCUUUGGAUCACUAUUGAUACCUUCAAAAGAGAGAGAGAUAAAGAGAGAGAGAGAGGAAGAGAGGGAAAGGGAAGGAUAAAGAGAGAGAUGAGGGGAGAUAGAGAGUAAAAGAGAUAUAGAGAGAAGCAAAGAGAGAGCGAAAUAAAGGCAGUGGUGAGAGAGAGGGGGAGAUAGAAGAGAGAUAUAGACGAUGGAAAGAAGGAGUUAAGGAAAGAGAGAGAAAGAUAUAGAAAGUGAAAUAUAGAGAAAAGGAAAGAGAGAAAGACAGAAAAUAAGAAAGAGGGAAAUAGAGGGGGGUGAGACAGAGAAGAAGCAAGAGAGAGAGGAAGAAGGAAAGAGAGAGAUAUAGAGAUAAGGAAAGAGAGAGUUAGUUUUCUCAGUUAUCUGUUGGAUCUUCAUGUAUUAUUUGAAUUGAUUUUGGUAUACUGAUCAUUGGUGUAUUGAUCACUGAUAUAUUGAUCAGUGGUGUACUGAUUGAGAGAUGUCCUCUCUGCUGAAAGAGGAGAUGCAGAGGGUUCUGUUCGGACCGGAGGAGCACAGACUGGUGGAGUUUAUCGAGAUCGAAGAGAAGAAACGAGGACGGCAUUUCCUCUGUGUAUCCGUAUCUAAAGGUAAGGAGGUGCAGAUCACAGUGGUUCGCUGUAGGAAAUCUCAGAAGUCUGGGUAUAAGAAAGCUCAGCGAAUAGGAUUGGAGGACAGCUAUGUAAAGACGGAGGUCUGGGCUCUGCAGGAACUGAGGGUUCUGGAUGGACGAGAUCCUGAUAUAGACGAUCCCUGUUUCCUGAUGCACUUUGAUACAGUGCGUCCGGUGAAAGCGGUGAACUGUGCGGCGAAGUAUUCCCUGGCCCGAUGCCUCCUGGCUCUCAGUGAGACCCAUCAGCACAGCGAGCUCCGCAUCCACAACUUCGACUGGACCUACGUCCAGCCCACCUCCAUCUACUCCAGCAGAGGCGACUGCAUGGUCCUGAUGAGGAUCUGCUUCUACGCCUUUAACCUGGUGUGUCUCACGCUGUGUCCCGUACCUGUUUAGUCUCACUAUUAACAGUAUUUCUGAAUCACCUGCAGCUGUUCUAACAUCUCACACUCAGGUAAACACUGAACACCUCACUGCAGCUGACAGUCAUUUCAUCCUAUUUCAAAUCUCUUUUUUUUUUACAAAUAAGUUGAUUUUCAUUUAUAUCACUGUUAACAUUUUUUAUGUACAAUUGAUUUUAUUAUGUUUACCUUGUAGACAGAAUAACCUUAUUAUUUGCAGUGUUUUAAAAGCUACAAAUAAAGUAAAUAAUACUUGUAAAUGCUUGAUGAAUGUUUGAAUAUUGUGUUUUUAUAUUUUAUUGUAACAAUCCAUUUGUCAUGAGUAUUAUUUUCAUAAUAACUGCCUUUAAUUCCCUUCAUUAAUACAGUAUAGUCAUGAAGUCUCCUUAAUUAUCUUGUUCCCAUGUCUUAUAUAUCUUGUUCCAAUGCAUUAUCAUAUAAUUCCCAUGCCUUAAUAAGUUGUGGUCAUUUUUUUUAACAAAAUGUUACAUUAGGGGCUAUGCACCUUAGCAAAAACAUAAUAUGCAUAGACGCCUCAUCAACUAAGGCCGUCUAUUGGAGCUGAAGUUCAGCGCGGCCGCCCCCAGUGCAUUUAUAAGUACUGAGGAAGGUGUUUAAUAAAGCUAUAAUAAUCAGCUAUCAUUACAAAUAUGUGCUUUCAUGCUGAAAUACGUUGUAUUAUGCUCUCUAACAAAGACAGACCUAUGGUAUGGCAUAUUAAUAAGUGUAUAAAUAAAUGUACUGUACGCCUUUAUGCAUAUAUAUAAAUAAAGUGUGUAUUUAUGUAUUGUUCAUAUUUCAAAUGAACAAUAAAACUUGUUUUUUUGUUUA
This is a messenger RNA of Astyanax mexicanus (Mexican tetra), 2289 nucleotides long. RefSeq names its product exocyst complex component 1 like (gene exoc1l). The transcript is spliced from 3 exons. The record is from RefSeq and is a predicted model, not a curated record. Bases 905 to 1453 code for a protein of 182 amino acids. Lineage: Eukaryota; Metazoa; Chordata; Actinopteri; Characiformes; Acestrorhamphidae.